Molecule: messenger RNA, 1641 nt
Organism: Papaver somniferum (opium poppy)
Lineage: Eukaryota; Viridiplantae; Streptophyta; Magnoliopsida; Ranunculales; Papaveraceae
Exons: 4
Coding region: 1-1641 (546 amino acids)
Source: RefSeq, a predicted model, not a curated record
AUGCGGAUAGGUCGUCCACGUCAGAGUGUCGUGGGAAGAUCUUCUUUCCGUAAUUGUGUAAGGGGACUUACUUACCAAGUUGGAUUUGUAAAAUACUAUUUGUCACCAUUGGAAACAUGUUCAAAAUGUCAAGCGAAGAUUUUCCAUCGUGAAUCAGAGAAUUUUUGUUGUGGUUAUGGAAAGAUAUCUUUGCAAUUGGUUGAGCCACCUUUAGCACUUUUGGAGUUAUUUGAUGAUCAAGGACCAAGAGGGAAACAGUUUAGGAUCAACAUCAGAUCUUAUAAUCGGUGCUUUGCGUUUACUUCGAUGGGGGUUUACUUUGAUAUGGAUCUCGCUGAUGGCACUGAAGGAGUUUAUACUUUCCGUAUUCAAGGCCAUCAUUACCGUAAAAUUGGUAGUCUUUUUCCUAUAGAGAAUGCUUCUCGACCACGAUACGUGCUAAUAUAUUUUUAUGACAGAAAUCAGGAGAUUGGGUGGAGGAUAAAGAAAGGUAAUGAUGUGUUGGAUAGAGAUGUCUUGAAAAUGUUCAGGGAAAUCUUAAACAGACACAAUAGUUUUUUCCAUGUUUUUCGUCAAGGUGCAGAACGAGAAGAUCUUUUGGAUUGUCAGUUGAUUAUCAAAGAGCAGCCUAAAGAUCAGUUGCAAUACACUCUUCCAACUGCUUCCCAGGUUGCAUCCAUUGUACCAAUAGGUGAUAAAAGUUAUGAACACACAAAACGUGAAAUAAUAGUGCAAGCAAGAACUAUGAAUCUCUUAAAGGUCUUUGAGACAGGUGGUAAUUACGAUCCUAUGCAAUAUCCUCUUUUCCUCCCUUAUGGAAGCUACGGGUGGGACAUAGAAAGCAAAGACAAUAAUGGAAGAAAGAAGUCAUGUCGUGGAUACUAUUCGUGUAUUCUGCAGAUGCGCAACAAUCAUGAUUCACUUUUUCUUCGGGGAGGAAGAUUGUUGCAACAGUACGUUGUGGAUAAUUGGGUUAAAAUUGACUCUGCUAGGUUCAGAUGGAUUACAGGUCAUCAAAAUAAAUUAAGGGCGGAACUCUACGAAGGACUACAAGAUGCACAAAUAGUGGGCGAGACCAUCGUAGACGAACUAAGUAAGAAUAUAGUACUACCUUCUUCAUAUAUUGGUGGGCUACGUGAUAUGUACCAACGAUACCAAGAUGCGAUGGCUUUGGUACAGAAAUAUGGGAAGCCUGAUAUCUUUCUUACGAUGACUUGCAAUCCACUCUGGCCCGAGAUCGUAGCUAACAUACGUCCCGGUCAAUCCGCAUCAGAUAGACCUGAUUUAACAACUAGGAAAAGAGGUUUACCUCAUGUUCAUAUGUUGAUUAUUUUGGAAAAAGAAGACAAGUUACAAGGUCCUGAUGAUUAUGAUCGCAUAGUUAGAACAGAAAUCCGUGAUAAGAAUAAAGAGCCCGAGUUGUACAAGCGUGUGAAGAAAUGGAUGAUAUAUGGUCCGUGUGGAAGCAAGUGCAUGCUGGAAGGAAAGUGCAAGAGAGGGUUUCCGAAACAGUUCUCGGAAUGUACCUUGCAAGGAAAAGAUGCAUACCCAGUUUAUCAGAGGAGAGAGGAUGGAAAUACUAUAAGAAUGAGUAAGAAAUUCAUAGCGGAUAACAGAUUUGUGGUUCCUUACAAUCCUUAG